Molecule: messenger RNA, 2606 nt
Organism: Gorilla gorilla gorilla (western lowland gorilla)
Lineage: Eukaryota; Metazoa; Chordata; Mammalia; Primates; Hominidae
Gene: ACCS
Product: 1-aminocyclopropane-1-carboxylate synthase homolog (inactive)
Exons: 15
Coding region: 771-2162 (463 amino acids)
Biological process (GO): biosynthetic process; amino acid metabolic process
Molecular function (GO): pyridoxal phosphate binding; transaminase activity
Source: RefSeq, a predicted model, not a curated record
GGAGAACCAAGGCCAGGAGGCAGAAGGAGGUGGCAGACCCGGCCCGGCGGCGGCCCAGCACGCGCAGGCCACCCAGAGUGGAGGUGGGAAACGGCAUUACGCCCCUUUCCCUUUUCCUGGUCCCGCGGUGCUACCUCGUGUGCCACCCUUAAAGCGUAGUCCCCACCGAGACCGCCCCGCCUGAGUGGCGAGGGGACGAACUGCGCCCUGAACAGGCCUGGAAGCCCAGCCUGGGGCGGACCGCCCUCAGUCUCCUAGACCGGGCGCGCUGAGCGCAGGGCGGCGCUGUCCUCACCCGCGCGUAAGUCGCCGCAGGGCGUUUCCGGGCGGAGGAAACCUACACGUGAUGGGCGCCCACCGAGUGCCAGCACCGCCUCCUCCAGCUCCGCCAAGUAGGUGGGAUCCACUACUUUGCAGAGGAGGAAGCUGUUCAGGCCUCCCUCUGUGCACUUUGCAAAAGCCUCUGCCCUUCCAUCUCGAAUCCCUUGGCGCCGAUCACACUUCCUCUGCCUGGAAAUCUGGAGCCGUCUCUCGCGAGACGUCCUCCGCCCUGUAGAAGGCCGUUUCGGUUCUUUGUGCGCGGUAGCCGCCCCACUUGCGGGAUUCCAAGGCCUCAUCGGGUGCGGGUAUCUGGCUGUGGAUUCGCCGCCGUCCCGCUGGACGCCUGGAGGCUCGAACCCCGCCGCCCGCGACCCCAGGCUUUACUCCCACCCUGGCUUCCGCCCACUGUGCUGCCCUUCCUCGGACCUGGGCUGUCGGGAGAGCUGGAGAUGUUCACCCUUCCUCAGAAGGACUUCAGGGCUCGCACCACCUGUCUGGGCCCCGCCUGCAUGCAGGACCUGGGCAGUAGCCAUGGGGAAGAUCUGGAAGGAGAGUGCUCCAGAAAACUGGACCAGAAGCUACCAGAGCUCCGUGGAGUGGGUGAUCCUGCCAUGAUCUCCUCUGAUACCUCCUACCUGUCCUCUAGAGGAAGAAUGAUUAAAUGGUUCUGGGAUUCAGCUGAGGAGGGCUACAGGACCUACCACAUGGAUGAGUAUGAUGAGGACAAGAACCCCAGUGGCAUCAUUAACUUGGGCACCAGUGAGAACAAACUCUGCUUUGACCUGCUGUCCUGGCGGCUGAGUCAGAGCGACAUGCAGAGGGUGGAGCCAUCCCUGCUGCAGUAUGCUGACUGGAGGGGACAUCUGUUCCUCCGGGAGGAAGUGGCCAAGUUCCUGUCUUUCUACUGCAAGAGCCCAGUACCCCUCAGACCAGAGAAUGUGGUUGUCCUGAAUGGUGGUGCCUCGCUCUUCUCUGCUCUGGCCACGGUGCUGUGUGAGGCCGGGGAGGCUUUCCUGAUCCCCACCCCUUACUAUGGCGCUAUCACACAGCACGUGUGUCUCUAUGGCAACAUCCGGCUGGCCUAUGUCUACCUGGACAGUGAGGUCACUGGGCUAGACACACGCCCCUUCCAGCUCACAGUGGAGAAGCUGGAGAUGGCCCUGAGAGAAGCUCACUCUGAGGGUGUGAAGGUCAAAGGCCUCAUCCUCAUCAGCCCCCAGAACCCUCUGGGUGAUGUAUACUCCCCUGAAGAGCUACAGGAGUACCUGGUAUUUGCCAAGAGGCACAGGCUGCAUGUGAUUGUGGAUGAGGUCUACAUGCUGUCCGUGUUUGAGAAGUCUGUUGGGUACCGCAGUGUCCUAAGCCUGGAAAGGCUGCCUGACCCCCAGAGGACCCAUGUGAUGUGGGCAACCAGCAAGGACUUCGGGAUGUCUGGGCUCCGCUUUGACUGGAUCAACCAGGUGUACCUGCCGGAAAACCAUGCCCGGCUCAAGGCUGCCCACACCUAUGUCUCAGAAGAGCUCAGGGCGUUGGGGAUCCCCUUCUUGAGUCGUGGGGCUGGCUUCUUCAUCUGGGUUGACUUGAGAAAGUACCUGCCCAAGGGCACCUUUGAGGAGGAAAUGCUGCUUUGGCGCUGCUUUUUGGACAACAAGGUGCUGCUGUCCUUUGGCAAGGCCUUCGAGUGUAAAGAGCCUGGUUGGUUUCGCUUUGUCUUCUCAGACCAGGCCCACCGGCUUUGCCUGGGGAUGCAGAGGGUCCGGCAGGUGCUUGCAGGCAAAUCCCAAGUGGCAGAAGACCCCCGUCCCUCUCAGAGCCAGGAGCCAAGUGACCAACGCAGGUGAGCUGGUCAUUGUCUCGUGGCCAGAGGGCCCAGCAGCCACUGUGGACCUGGGGCAUUCCGGGGCUGCAGAAGACUGACUGUGGAUGUGCCAUUUGCCAGGAAGGUAUCUAACUUGGCUUUGUGCCUGAAGAACUGUUUCUUGUCUUUCGCUGUAGCAGUGGGAAACUCCUUAAGCUGUGGUUCAGCCUGGGCCCUCCCUCUCUCCUAUUAAACAAAACUAGGAGAGUCCAUAUGUCUCCAUUGUGAGUUAUUUAGAAUGGAGGAGUCAUGACUGCUUCUAACCAGAGCCUCAGCCCCCCUGAGGAUGUGAAAAGAAAACAAACAACUUGUACCUUCUUUCUGAUAUCACCAUCAUUCCUCUUUCUUUGUCACCAAGGAAACGAGUUAAAGGAACAGCACAUACAGGAGAGUUUGUAGAAAAAUAAAAAAAGUGAUAACUUCCAAA